Patella vulgata (common limpet) is the source of this 2549-nucleotide messenger RNA. Its product is annotated as carbonic anhydrase-related protein. The transcript is spliced from 9 exons. Bases 608 to 1633 code for a protein of 341 amino acids. Lineage: Eukaryota; Metazoa; Mollusca; Gastropoda; Patellidae. The record is from RefSeq and is a predicted model, not a curated record. Gene Ontology annotation, molecular function: carbonate dehydratase activity; zinc ion binding.
CCAUGUGUAGAUUUUGUGUUCUCUGACCUCGAUCCCUUUCACUCUGAAACGAAAAGGACCUGAGCUGUGAUUAGCUUUGGUGUUCUCGAGCCGUGUCACUCCCUGAAACAAACAGACUCCGAGCUGCGAAUUGUAAAAGUGAACAGUUUAAGAGACUUUAAUCAGAACGACUGUUCUGUGGCCUGACCUUGAUCCGUGUCACUCCCUGAAACAAACAGACUCUGAGUUGUUGUUGUUAAAGUGAACAGUAUUCAUCAUUUAAAGUUGUCAUUCUUAUAUAAACUUCGAGAAUAAAGAUCGACUGGGAACAGACAACAAAACACUUCUCGGCAAUUUUACCCAGUUUCUUAGCAGACAUUCGUUUGGGUUUUUGAUCAUAAAGUGCUACCCGUAACCUGGUACGAACCCUAGAAAAUAACUGAAUUAUAUCCGAUAUCAGAAGUAUUGUGCCAGACAUUUUAUAUGAUUGGAUGUUACGAUCUUACGUGUGAACUCUGACCUUUUACAAAUUUUCAAAAGUCCUAGAAUUAUUUUAAAGGUAUAGUUCUAACAAGAUUGGUGAUCUUUAACUCUGACCCCUGACCUCUCACCUCUAAAAGUUUACACAAUGUUGCCCCCAACUCCCCAACCGGAUUGUGGAAACUUUCAAACAGAUGAGACACCUAAAUUAUCGCCUGCCAUUCUAGGUUGUCGUGUAAUACGUAUAAAGAAAUUGUGCCGAUCUAGAUCUGGAACUAUAUUAAAGAGAGCUGAAGACAUGAAUUCCAGCCCACGUACAGUUAAAAUAAAAGAUCUACUCGAUGGAUUUAUGUAUCGCAGAUGUCUAGAAUGGGGUAAUUUGUUCCCAGAAGCUGUUGGUACCUGUCAAUCACCCAUCAAUCUGGUAUCACGUGACGCAUGUUAUGAUCCAGAGUUAGAGAAGAACGAAUUAAGGUUUAAUUAUUACAUCUGCAGAGAAACUGAUAUAUUAAAUAACGGACAUACACUGGCUGUAUUUCCUAGAGUUAAACAAGAAAGUCUGAGACAUGAAUCAAUGGGCAGAUCAGUAAUAUCAGGAGGUCCUCUACCACCAGGUACAGAAUAUGAACUAGCAGAAAUCAGAUUUCACUGGGGACGUGAAAAUAAUAAAGGAUCAGAACAUACAGUUAAUAAAAAGGCUUUUCCCAUGGAGGUACAGCUAGUUCAUUGGAAUAGUGAGAAAUAUUCGAGUAUAGAAGAAGCAUUGGGUAGUCCAUCUGGUAUCGCUAUAAUCUCUCUCUUUACUCAGCUAGGAAGAGAACAUACAGGUUUACGUGUUGUUACAGAUAACCUAGAAGAUGUUCUGUAUAAGGGACGACAGAAAACAGCCACGUCAGCAUUUAAUCCUACCUGUUUAUUACCAGAUCCCCAACUACGAGAUUUCUGGGCCUACGAAGGAUCUUUAACGUCCCCGCCAUGUUCAGAAAAAGUGGCAUGGAUUUUAUUUCGAUACCCUCUGAUGUUAUCUCAUUCACAGCUUGAAGAAUUCCGUCGAUUGAGAACAUUUCCUAAAGGUGAAUGUCCUAAAACAGGCGAAGAUGGUGUCAUGGCGGAUAAUUUCAGACCAACACAGAAACUUGGUGAAAGACGAGUCAGAGCAUCGUUUCCAUCCUAAUUUAUACCAAAUUUUACCAGACUUGGGGUAAAAUGGCCUCUAGUGCACAUACGGCUUAAUACUCGAAAUCGGGGACGAUAAAAUCACCCGGGGGGUAGGAUAUAGAUAAGAUCAUCAAGUCCUCAAAUCACAUUAAAUAUGGCUUUGUGUGUGUGUGUGGGGGGGGGGGGGUUGGGUUUUUUUGUUAUUUAAGAGCCAUUUGUGCAGAGCGCGAACGUAGCCUCGAAAGCGACUGCGACUUUCUGUGUGGAUCGUGAUGAAACUUGUGCCUUGACGCUUUAAACAAGAUCCAUCUUUUGACGUUACACGCCGUUAGGUUAAUGAAAAUCGCUCUCUCUGGAGGCAAUCUCUGCGCAAACAAAAUUUCGUCCGCAUUUGCAAUCGAUCACCGCACUAGCAGACGCUUUCGCACUCGGUAUAUACGGUUCUCUUUGGAAUAGAUGGACAGUAUCUGAGGGCAUUAUACACUAAAAGUACUUAUUAUAUUUUUUAUAUUAUAAAAUAAAAUCACAGAGAUAUUACUGUUGUAUUUUUUAAAUUUUUAAUGUUGUUUACUGUUAUUUUUAACUCCUCGUCACUUCCGCCAGACAGAGGAGAAUAUAUUGCAUUUAUUGUAUUCAUUACAUAGAGUUAUAAAUAGAAUCUUUUACUUUCAUUUUCACAGUUUUUAAAUUUGAUAUUAUUAAGUUCCCGCCUUCUAUUGUUUUUAUUCUAUAAGAUUCCCGCCUUAUUUGUUAUUAUUCCUCUCUAUAUGAUGAUAUGAAUAUUUAUAGUAAACCGUCGUGCCUUCUACUUUCACUUUAUCGUUUUAAUUUUUAAUAAAUUACCACCUUUCCUUAUUUGGUAUUAUCUAUAUCAAGAUCGUAAAGCGUAAUAUUAGCAUAAUAUUAUAUCUUUUCCAUGCUUUAUCCUUUAA